This is a messenger RNA of Ixodes scapularis (black-legged tick), 1077 nucleotides long. Its product is annotated as luciferin 4-monooxygenase-like. The transcript is spliced from 6 exons. Lineage: Eukaryota; Metazoa; Arthropoda; Arachnida; Ixodida; Ixodidae. The record is from RefSeq and is a predicted model, not a curated record. Gene Ontology annotation, molecular function: CoA-ligase activity. Bases 1 to 1077 code for a protein of 358 amino acids.
AUGGCAGUGUCACUUGAGGAGCUGCUCGAAAUGUGCGGACAAGGUGGAACAACGUCGGGGCUAACGUUCAAGCGCAACAAGUGUGGGGUCCUCAGAGCAGAGAGGAAGCCACUGGAUCCCCAAACGCCAAAGGUUUCCUCAACCCGAGUGACGCUCCAGGGCCAGAAAAUCCAGACUGAGGAUAUUCAGUCGAAACGAGACUGCGCGGGCGUCGUGGAGGAUGGUAGUGAUACCAGUACUUACAGUCACAACGUCGUGCAGUGGCUUUGGCGUGCACACGGAAUCACUUUGAUGGGAAGCAGCGAGGUGUGUGUCACCCAAGGCUUAGGGCACACCGAGACGCCGCAAGUGACUGUGUGCGGAGUAACCUCGAUCACGACGCUCUUCGCUGGCACCACGGUAAUAUAUAAGCUGGCCAGAAAGAUGAUCCAAAGUGGGAUUCGGCUUCCUAGCGUGAAGAACGUUCUCGUCGUCGCCAGUCGCGUAACAGAAAAGGCCGCAGAAACUAUCUCAUCUGCAUUCUCCCUAAAAAGCUUCAGGAGCAUGUACGGGACGACAGAACACUCGAACGUGAUCUCCUGGCUGCCGCGCGACACAACAGAGCACAAAACAAUCGGGUUCCCGGCUCCAAACGUGCAAAUGAAGAUCGUUGAACUUGACACUGGAAAAGUACUUGGACCUAACGAGCACGGAGAACUCUGGGCCAAGUCACCCACCAAUAUGAGAGCCUACCACAACAACCCUGAGGCGACUGUCGAAGUGAUUACUUCCGAUGCCUGGCUCCGAUCAGGAGACAUUGCAUACUACGAUGAAACCGGGCGCUUUUACAUCGUGGAGCGAAUGAAGCAAUUUUAUCACUGUAUGGGACGGCAAGUUGCCCAGUCAGAUGUCGAAACUGUUUUGUUGACUCAUGAGAGCGUCGAGGAAGCAGCAGUUAUUAGUCUGCCCCACGUGGAAUAUGGCGACGUGGGAAAGGCCUUCGUAGUCGUGAAACCAUGUCACAAAGGACCUCGAGGAACCACAGCCGAGGAAUUGCAGCAGUUUGUCGCAGGUACCGUCAGGAAAAUACUGACGUAA